GCAAACUCCCUAUAUCUGCUUUUUAAUAAAGAGUUGUUCAAAGGAUGUGAUGAAUUGUAAUGUCAUAUUGGGAUGUUUUAAGGAAAGGCGUGAAACAUUAUCUCUGGAAAACUUAAACAACAAACCUUAAUUGUCAACCUUUGUCCGCUAAAAUUGGUUAUUGGUUGUGAAUAUAUACCCUUACUACAAUUCUCUUAAAACACUAAAUCGGGACUGCUGGCCCCUGACAAACUGGAAUUUCGGAAUACCAAUGUGAAAAUGAAAUUAAUCUUCCAGCAAAUUUCACUCUGUUGCCGUCAUCCGACUGCUGGAAAUGGAAAGCACGAGUUCAGCAAGACACUAUCAACUGAAACUAGGGGUUUUCUUAAUUCGCGUGCAUUUUGUGUAUGCUUGAUCAAAAUGUGCCUGUUAAAACUCGAAAUUGGCUAGCAGUAACGGUAAUCUGUUAUGCUGAAUUGAUUGGACACAGCUUUCCCGUCACCGGCCGUAGGUUUCCAAGCAAGCGAACCGGCGUCCGCUGCAGACAACGUGUAAGCUUGUCAUUGGAACGCUUACAACUUAAAACCUGUCAUAUGGGAACGUGUGAUGCCCAAUAAAAAUCCAUCAUAAAGCGAUCGCCAGAUGGAUUAACUUCGCCUGGCUUGAGUGGUAUUUGCCAGCACAAAAUUUCUUGUGAAACGUGUGCUUCUUGCUUCAGCGCAACCCAAUUAUGCGGUUCAAGGCUUCCGGCCGGCAAGUGUCAUGAAUUUGCAUUCAUUGAGGUCAACAAUUUGCGUAAUUGUGGCAACACAACUUCCCGGCUGCUUGUCUUGGAGCAGAAAGUGGAGAAGCAUCCCUACACCAUGUUUUUAUAGGCGAUGUCACUCGUCUAAAUGAUUGGUUCAUUUUCAAAGCUUAACCGACGCUACGUGUCGCUCUUGAGCACAUUUUAUGAAGGGGUGCAGACUUCCGGGAAACAAUAUAAAAAAACAUCUUUCGGAGCAGUCCCAGAAUUGUGAGAAUUAAUACUUAAAACAUCCGCUCGUGUUGUUCUUUAACUAAGGAUUGAUUCGCAUUUUAGAACAUUCGGAAUUCCUGUUUUAAGUUAAUUGUAAACAAACAGGGUCUUGCUGGUAACGUCGCUUCCUCCUGACACACAACCCCCAAACCCAUUGUAUUGUCAAUCUUGUUGAGGCUGCAAAAAUGAGCUUCCGUGCUGCAGGCGAUGUUGCUGCUCGUGGCAGUUUUGAUGCUGGCGGUGCUUCCAGUCCUGAAAAGGACCAAGCGUCCGCUAUCGUUACUCCUUCAAUUUUGGAAAACAAUGGAUCCCAGGGCACUCCAUCUUAUUCUGAGAUGGAUGAAGAUGAGGCCCAGUUGAAGAAAUUAGGUUACAAGCCCAUCCUCCAUCGUUCCUUUGCCCUUUUUGAGAGUUUUGCCGCAACCUUUGCGGCCCUUGAUGUCGUCGGCGGUGUUCGAUUGACUAUGGCUACUGGUAUCUCGUUCGCUGGUCCGGCGUCUUACUGGUCAUCUUUCGUUAUUACUGCUGUUUGCUCUAUUAUUACAGCUGCCGUGUUGGCUGAAGUUUGUUCGGCCUUGCCUGCAUCUGGUUCCAUUUACCUUUGGGCCGCCGAAUCUGGUGGAAAAGUUUUUGGCCGGUUUCUGAGUUUCCUUGUCGCAUGGUGGUCGACGACAGCAUGGACGACAUUUGUUGCUUCCAUGUGUCAGUCUACAAUGAAUUUUGUCUUUGCUGAGGUUUCCGUCUUCAAUGGUUCCUACAAAACUGAUGUUAGCGAUGUUAAGUUCCGCGCUGUUCAGUGGAUUACGUCGGAGGUCGUUUUACUCUUUGUCAUCUUGCUCAAUUACGUGCCUCCAAGAUUGUACAAACUGUUAUUCCGUAUUUCCAUGGCCAUUAUCGCCAUUGAUUAUAUUCUCAACAUUGUUUGGGUUCCUAUCGCUACAUCGAAAAAGGACUAUGGUUUCCGUUCUGCCAAGUGGGUGUUUACGCAAACAUACUAUAAUUACGCUGGUACCAUGGAUGAUGCCGGUACCAAACCUGUGCCGAAGGGUUGGCAAUGGUGUCUAACGUAUUUCGCUACUGCUGGUAUCCUCUGUGGUUACGAUGCGUCUGGUCACAUUGCUGAGGAAACGAAAAAUGCCUCCGUUAAGGCUGCUCGUGGUUUGUUUUGGUCAACCGUGGUGUCGGCUGUCUGUGCAUUUUCAUUGAUCAUCAUGUUUUUGUUCUGUAUGCCCCCUGACACUACGUUCUUUGACCUUAUUUACAGUGCCACUAGUACACAGCCAGUGGUUAAUUUAUAUGCGUACAUGCUGGGUCGUGGUGGACAUGUCGUGAUGAAUGUCAUUUGCAUCAUUGAGUUGUUCAUGAACGCCGUCGUUUCCGUUCUGGCUUGCAGUCGUCUUGUCUUUGCUGUUGCUCGUGAUGGUGUCUUACCUUUCUCCUCUUGGAUUGGACAAGUUGAUAAGAAUGGUCAACCUCGGAAUGCCAUUACUGUGAUUUACAUUUGCAGUUGCAUCCUACUUUGCUCUAUUCUUCCCAGCAACGUUGCUUUUACUUCGCUUGUCUCCGCAGCCGGCGCCCCUAGUUUUGCCGCCUAUACUCUCAUUGCAUUUGGUCGUCUUUUCCUUUCUCGCAAUAAUUUCCCCAAGGGUAAAUGGGACCUGGGUAUCUUGAAGAAACCCUUCUACUUUGUUGCCAUGAUUUUCAAUGCCUUUGCUUUUAUUGUGAACGUCUCGCCUUACUCGUACCCUGUUAAGGCCAGCAACUUUAAUUAUGCUAUUGUUAUUAUGGCAAUCGUUUCUAUUUGUGCCGUGCUAUGUACCAUUUUCAUUCCCCGCAGCAAAUGGCUUGCUACUCGUAGUCCCCAAGAUGGAUACGUUGUUCCCCACGGACCCCAAGAAUCGCCGGUUCAGGUUAAUGAAAAAGGCCAAUGGGAAAAAUAGGCACAUGGCACUCUCCCCCUUUCUUUCUCCUUUAAAAACUCCACGUUCCCUCGUGAUCGGCCGAUACGCGACACGCAUGUGUGAUAGUUUGGCCAUUCCCAAUGUGCAUUUGGCUAAUCUGCAUUGACCUGUAUUCCUUGGUAUCUUUUGUGUAUAUCUAUGAGCUUCUCUUCUUUACUCUGCUUUUAAUUUUGGUUACCGUUGGACAAGUUGCUCUUAUUGAGCAAUAAAAUAAU
Schizosaccharomyces japonicus yFS275 is the source of this 3173-nucleotide messenger RNA. RefSeq names its product thiamine transporter Thi9. The record is from RefSeq and is a predicted model, not a curated record. Gene Ontology annotation, molecular function: high-affinity thiamine:proton symporter activity; transmembrane transporter activity. Bases 1183 to 2937 code for a protein of 584 amino acids. Lineage: Eukaryota; Fungi; Ascomycota; Schizosaccharomycetes; Schizosaccharomycetales; Schizosaccharomycetaceae. The transcript has a single exon. Gene Ontology annotation, biological process: transmembrane transport; thiamine import across plasma membrane. Gene Ontology annotation, cellular component: medial membrane band; plasma membrane of cell tip; membrane.